Molecule: messenger RNA, 947 nt
Organism: Hydra vulgaris (swiftwater hydra)
Lineage: Eukaryota; Metazoa; Cnidaria; Hydrozoa; Anthoathecata; Hydridae
Source: RefSeq, a predicted model, not a curated record
AUGGUUCAUUUUUUUAAAAUUUUUUAUCCUGUUCAAAUUUUAGUCUUGGUUGACUCUCAGUUAGCACCUACAACUUGGUAUGAAGUUAACACUAAUGUAAACAGCCCAAAACUAAUACGAUAUAUUGCAAUCGAAAAAUUGUUUCCUCAAAAUAGAGUUAGACGCUCAGUUGUUAAUACUAAUGAUAGUUUUUUGGUUGUGAUUGGUGAAAACACAACUUGUGCUGCAAUAAAGACUAAAAUCCUCCCCUCAAUUUGUAAUGGACCUUUAAAGUCAGGAUUUGCUUAUAGGUAUUAUACAAGACUAAGAAAUUGGAAUGUAACAAUGUCUACUGUUCUUGGUGUUGAUGGAGAAGAAUAUUAUAACGUUUCGCUUUAAAGAUCGUAUUAGAAUCAAGUUUUGAAUAGCUGCACUGAAACAAGAUAAGUUUUUAUAAAAACAUUUUUUUAUUGUUAUUUUUAUAGUUUUUUAUUUUUUAACUAUUCUACCUUUUUAUUUUAGCUUUCCUACUGUUGACAUAUGGUUUUAAUUUAGUAAAUUUUUAUGUUUUUAAAUUUACUUUAUUGAUUAUAAGAUAACAGUUUAGAAAAAGAAAUUUAACACAAUUAGGGUAAGAAAUUAGCUUUUAACAUAACAAAACCUGGUUUUACUGUAAAUUCUUAUGCUAUUCUUAGUUUAAUUAUAUGUCAAAUGUUAAUAAUGAUAAUCUUUAUUAUUUCUUUCAACUAACUUUAUUUAAAAACUUUGGUAUAUAAAAUUCGCCGAAUGGUCACACACGAGCAGUGAACAGAGGAAAGAAACAUUAGAAUAAAGAAGAAUUAUUUAUCGAACGAAGCAUAUUUUGACAGUUGUCAAGACAAAAAUAAAGAUUAAUAGAGGAAAAUUUCAAAACAAGUAAGACAGACAACACAUCCAAGCAGUACUCACAAUAACAAUAACAAAAAAUU